This is a messenger RNA of Onychomys torridus (southern grasshopper mouse), 642 nucleotides long. RefSeq names its product translation initiation factor IF-2-like. Bases 1 to 642 code for a protein of 213 amino acids. The transcript has 2 exons. The record is from RefSeq and is a predicted model, not a curated record. Lineage: Eukaryota; Metazoa; Chordata; Mammalia; Rodentia; Cricetidae.
AUGCGCAAGCGGCCCCGCCCCCAGCCCGGUCCGCGGCCCCGCCCCCGGCCCGUCCGCGACCACGCCCCCGGCCCAGGCCCCGCUGCGGGGCGGCCGGGUGGAGGCCCAGGCCCGUCCGUGACCACGCCCCCAGCCCGUCCGCGGCCACGCCCCCGGCCCAGGCCACGCCCCCGGCCCAGGCCCCGCUGCGGGGCGGCCGGGCGCUCCCGGCGCUGCAGGCUCAAAGAGCGGAAACCUGAGCCCAGGGCACUGCGAACGGCUCGGCUUCCCGGUUCGGGGAUCGGAGCACGUGGGUCGGCAGCCGGUCGGGCCCGGGGCUGGGGGCCCGGGGCUGGGACCCGGGGUCGGGGCUGGGGAGUUCGCGCCCUACCUUCCGGGCUGGACCACAGCAGCCCUCCGCCGGCCUCGCCUUCUGCCUUCCGCCGGCUCCCGCGGCCUCUCCCCGCCCAGCUCGACCCGCCGCCGCAGGCCCCGCCGCCCUCCGUGGCACAAAGCAGAGAGGCUGUGAGCCUCCUCCGGGCGGGGCUUCCGGGACGCCACCCGCCCUCGGCCACUCCCGCCCUCGGCCACUCCCGCCGGGUGGACUCCGACCCGCCGGCCGCCCGCAGCCAGAACCCAGCCCCGAAGGGCGGGCAGCUCUAA